Molecule: messenger RNA, 1098 nt
Organism: Neolamprologus brichardi
Lineage: Eukaryota; Metazoa; Chordata; Actinopteri; Cichliformes; Cichlidae
Source: RefSeq, a predicted model, not a curated record
AGGAAAAAAAAAUCCUCCUCAGCUGUGGCACCAAUACCUAACGACCUGACCGGUCUCCGCUCGUUACCGUCAAUUUGGGGAAAUGGAUUUAGCCUUGAUAGGACAGGACGCGAGCCCGCACGGCUCGCGGUUGUAGAAGGAGAUCAAAAGACGCGUGGUGUGCGCGCGGACGCCUCCGUGUCUUAUUCUCAGUGCUCCUCUCCCCUCGGCCGGACUCAGGUCUGUGUGGCGUCAGCAGGCAAAAGCGGCCCUUCUGCUCUACUCUACUUAUUCUUUGUGUGCGCAUGUGUGGCUUGCGUGUGAACCGGCAAAAUCAGAGAGCAAAGCAGGCCAGCGCGCGACAGGGAAGACGGGCAGUGUUGAGGUAGCCCAGCUAGCAGCUGCACGGUUUUUUUUUUUUUUUUCGCACUGCCAGAGAUGGUCACGUCCACACAGGGGAUCCUUCUGCUGCCGAUGCUAAUAUGUCUCCAGCGCUUCGUUAACGUUUACGGUACGAAGACAGAAUGUGAAGCCAAUCAAUUUCAGUGUGGAAACGGUCGCUGCAUCCCGUCCGUGUGGCAGUGUGACGGAGAUGAGGACUGCAGCGACGGCAGCGACGAGAACUCAUGUGUUAAAAAGACUUGUGCGGAGUUGGACUUUGUGUGUGACAAUGGGCAGUGUGUCCCGAAGCGGUGGCACUGCGAUGGGGAGCCCGACUGUGAAGAUGGUUCUGAUGAGAGCUUGGACAUCUGCCACAUGAGGACAUGCCGGAUGAAUGAGUUUAGCUGUGGCGCCGGCUCCACCCAGUGUAUCCCAGUCUUCUGGAAAUGUGACGGUGAGAAGGACUGCGACAGCGGCGAGGACGAGGUCAACUGUGGAAACAUCACAUGUGCCCCAAAUGAGUUUACAUGUGCCAGUGGACGCUGCAUCUCCCGGAACUUUGUGUGUAAUAGCGAGGAUGACUGCGGCGAUGGCUCGGAUGAGGUGGAGUGCGCGCCGUCCUCCUGCGGGCCCAGUGAGUUCCAGUGUGGAAACUCUUCAUGCAUCCCGGCUAGCUGGGUGUGUGAUGAUGACGUUGACUGCCAGGUGUUUUUGUUGAGCCUUAAGUAUCUGCAGUAG